UGUCUGACUCUGCACCCACAAUAAAAAAACAGAAGAAGAAGAAGAAGUAGCGAGUUUCUUACAUGGCAUGCGGACCAUAAUAAUUUCCACAUGGCAGCUCCAGAAUGUGUAUAGACAUAGAGGAGGGCCCCACUCUUCUUCCUGCCAAUCAAGUGGAGGGAGGGAGGGAGGGAAGGGGCCAGAAUAUUUUUUCCCAUAUGAGGGCACCUAUCUUCACAUUUAUGUGUGCAGCUAUGUGGGUGGAUUUAUUUUAUUGCAAGCUGAGGGUAGUGCUGAUAAAUGCAUGGUUGUUUGUACUGAAUGUGUGAAAAGAAAACUGAGAAAAAGCAACUUGAGGUUCUUGUCAUCUAUUGCCAGCUCCCUGUUUCCUCUCUCUCUCUCAAUCAAUUGGGUUAGAGUAUGAUCUUGAUCUUCUUAUUUUCUUUUUCACUGACUUCUCCAAGUUAAUAUUCAGAGCAAUUCUGUGUUUCAUCAAGGCAUUUUUUUUCUUGGCAUAACCUAGUUAGAAGCAGCAUAGCAGAAAAACUGAGUCAUGGAUGGUUCUCCAUCUAGAAAAUUGGACUCUAAUGUUUCAGAGCACACCCAAGAAAUUCAGACAUCCAAAAGAAGGAAGGUGGUUGAGAAGACUGUUGUUAGAGUGAGGAUUGGAAAAAAUGCUGGGAAAUUAAAGAAUGAAGGGCCACCUUCUGAUUUCUGGUCUUGGAGGAAAUAUGGGCAAAAGCCUAUUAAAGGAUCUCCUCAUCCAAGGGGCUAUUACAGGUGCAGUACAUCAAAGGGCUGUUCAGCUAAGAAACAAGUGGAGAGAUGCAGGACAGAUGCUUCAGUACUCAUCAUUACUUACACCUCAAAUCACAACCAUCCAGGUCCGGAUCUCCACGAAUCCAGCCUGAACCAACAGUCAAAAGAUCCCGAAACCCCUCCGACUGAUCAUGUAGAUCAUCCCACAACUCCCAAACAAGAAAAGCCAGAAGAAGAAACAGAAGAAGGGCAUGGCCACCCCAUUGUGCCAAGCGCUGAUGAAAAUGCCAGUGAAGGUAACAGUUUUCACUACUUACAAUCCCCAAUAAGAAUUUCUCAAGAUAUCAUGAUCAGCCAAGAAGAUCCUUUCGCUGAGAACCCAGAGAAAAGUCAUGAUACAUUGGGUAUUGUCUUGGAUGAGGAGCCCAUCAGUUGCUCCAGACUGAUGACAUUUUCAGCACCCAAAUCAGAAGAGAACAACGACUUCUUUGAUGAACUAGAAGAGCUACCCCACAUCUUCGUCUUUCACUAGCUUCACGAGGGGCAGUUUUUUCGAUGAAAGGAUUCCUGUUGUCCCUUCUUGAUUCUAGUUUUUUUUUCUUGGCCUCUUGGGGCAUCCUGCCUUGAAAAAUGUUCUUAAAAUGUCCAUGUAUAGGGCACUGCUAGGAGUAGUUAUUACUUGUAGUUUCUCUUCUUUACUUUCACCAAACGAGUAAAGUGGUUACUAAAGUUGCGCACACUAACAGAAGGUAGUGGAGAGAUACAUCAUCUUUUAUCA
Populus trichocarpa (black cottonwood) is the source of this 1516-nucleotide messenger RNA. RefSeq names its product probable WRKY transcription factor 69. Gene Ontology annotation, molecular function: DNA-binding transcription factor activity; transcription cis-regulatory region binding. The transcript has 3 exons. Gene Ontology annotation, biological process: regulation of DNA-templated transcription. The coding region runs from base 533 to 1270 and encodes 245 amino acids. The record is from RefSeq and is a predicted model, not a curated record. Lineage: Eukaryota; Viridiplantae; Streptophyta; Magnoliopsida; Malpighiales; Salicaceae. Gene Ontology annotation, cellular component: nucleus.